This is a messenger RNA of Dictyostelium purpureum, 3822 nucleotides long. RefSeq lists its product as uncharacterized. Gene Ontology annotation, cellular component: nucleus. The coding region runs from base 1 to 3822 and encodes 1273 amino acids. Gene Ontology annotation, molecular function: metal ion binding; RNA binding. Gene Ontology annotation, biological process: negative regulation of DNA-templated transcription. The transcript is spliced from 4 exons. Lineage: Eukaryota; Evosea; Eumycetozoa; Dictyosteliales; Dictyosteliaceae. The record is from RefSeq and is a predicted model, not a curated record.
AUGAAUAUAGAAUUGUCAAAUAAAACGGUUAUUAGAUAUUCUAUUAAAGGUAUAGGUGUUAUAGGGUGUCAAGAUGAAUCAUUGGUUACUCCAAGUAUCAAAUUUUUAGCAAGAAUUUUAGAAUUUAAAAGUGAAAACUAUCAAUAUACAAAGAAGGUUUGUUUUCAUUCUCUUAGUAGAAUAGGGAGAAGAUACCCAGUUUAUCAAUCGCUCUUGCUAGCUCUCUUUGAAAAGUAUUUUAUGUCACCAAACUCGUCAAUCGAUGUUAUUUCCUCAAUUUUAUUAGCAUAUGCACGUCUUUCCCAAACCAAUUCCCAAAUUAGAGCAAUGUGCAUGAAAAGGUGGCUUGAAGCAAUUGAGUCUCCAGUUUCACAUUCAAAAUCUGCUGGUAUUUUAUCAUUAGGGUAUGCUUCAUGCCCAACUGGUAAUAUUGUCAAUGAUAAAAACAUUGAAUCUUUAUGUUAUAGUAAAUCAAUAGAAUGUUUACAAUUCCAUAAAGUUUAUGAAGUCAUUGAAGAUGAACAGAAUGAUCCUUGGAAAAUGGAAAAUGUGUACCAAGUUCAAGUAUCGGCAUGUAAAGCUUUGGGAUUAUUAGCAAGAUCAAACACAACCGAAUGGUUACCUAAAAUUUCAAAAAUAUUUAAAACGAUUCUUAGUAGCACCAGAUAUGCAGGUCCAGUAAAAGCUCAAGUACUUUUAAACUAUGGUCAAAUUUCCUACUAUUUAAAUACCAGCUCACCAUUUUUCACUCCACUAAAAGUUCUAUUAUUUGAAUUAAGUGCCGAUGAUAAUAGUUUAAUCUCUGUUCCAAGUUGCCAAUCGUUAACAAAGUUUGCACUAUCUCAUGAUAGUAACUACUCUGAAGUUAAGCAAAUCCUUCGUUCAAAAUUACCAAAUAUAAAAGUAGCUAAACAAGACCAAAUUGAAAUGUAUUUAAAAACAUGGUGUAAAUUAAUCUCUAAAAACUAUCGUCCAAUCCUUAAUCAGUGCUCAUCUAUUAUUAGUCCAUUAUAUUCAGAUCUAUAUGACCCAAAGUCUCAGCUUUCAAACCAACUAUCACUCUUAAAGAAUAGGCCAGCAAUAGAACCCAAUCAAACCAAUCCCACAAACCUGCAUUUGUUUGACAAUGCUUUCAAUGACUACCAACAGCUGGUAUCGAUUUGUAAAUGCUUUUCAAUGGUUGUCAUUCAAGCAAUUUUAGCACUUUUCAAGAAAGCCUCAUUAAUUGAUCAUGUACCAUAUAGAAAAGCAUUAAAGGAAAAAAUUAUUCAACAAAAAUUAAAAGGUUUUUCCUCAACUAGUAACGAAAACUAUGAUGAAGCAUUAAAAGAACUAAGCUCCGAUCCAAUAAAAAGAGAGGUUUUUUUAUCAGUUAUUAAUAGCCCUGAUCAAUUAAUGGACAACCAAAUAUUUUUUCAAAAAAUUAAACAAUAUCAUCAAAAAUUUAACUCAUCAUCUCAAAAAACUGAUACAAAACCUGUUGAUCCCAGAUUGGAAAAGAAAAAUUUAUUUAAACCAUUACCACUUAUAGGCCAACCAACCACCUCCACUACUUCCACAACAACAUCAACAACUAGCACUACAGAAUCUUCUAAAAAUGUUGAAUCUUCAAAUAUAACCACCUUAUCACCAACAGGCACUCCCGUUAAAAACAAAACUUCAAAACCAGUAAAAAUUGAAGCCUCUCCAAUUUCUGCAAUGCUAGCCGCCACCAACUCUCAAGAUGAAAACAAUAAAUCUGGAGAGAAAAAAAAAAGCUUAUUUGCACCAUUACCACUAAUUACUCCCCCAAAACCUCCUGGCUUGGUCUCAAAUGAUAUUAACUCGCCAUCACCAACACCCUCAUCAAGUGUAAAUAAUGCCCAAACCAUUACAACAGAUUCUUUACAAUCAAAUACUAGAUCACCAUCACCACCAUUAUUAAUGGCUGAUAACAAUAAUAGUGCUAAUAAUAAUAAUAAUUUAAUUAAAAAAGCAAUCGAAAAUCAAGAUAAUAUUAAUAGCAAGCAAAUCACCGCGGCACCAGUUAUGGCAACAGGUCAGGACUCAACAACACCAACAAACCCAAUACCACAACCCACACCAAAUAUAUCUAAAAAGACCCCAGCAUCACCUACACCAUCGGCAACUGAAGCAACAAAAAGCUCAACAACUGUGUUACCAACACCCCCUAUUCAAAAAACACCGCCACAACCAACAUCACCACCAAUCAAAAAAAGUUUAUUUUCACCAUUACCACCAAUUUCCUCAUCACCAAAACAGUCACCCACCGAAACAACCCCAUCACCACCAAUUGUGUCACAACCAACGACAAACAUAUCACCAUCAAUCAUCAAAAAAAGUCCAUUAAAACCCUUGCCAUUAAUCUCCUCAACAACUCCGUCCACCUCCACACCACCAAGCACUACAACCAUAACACCAUCUAAUCAUCCAUUAAAGAGACCAAAUGUUGAAAUUUAUCAACUACCACCAACUAUUAAAAAGACAGCAUCAACAUCUACCACUACAUCCAAAAAUCUUUCACUUGGUGCCAAACUAAUGGGUAAUUGGCAACAACCACCACAAAUAACAAAAAAACCACCAAGUCCAUUUAAACCAUUACCAUUAAUCCAACCCAACAACUCUAUACCUACUACUACCACAUUAACACCCAAUAGAUCGAAUCUUAACAUUUCAAAUGAUCCUAUUCCAAAAGAAAACCCAAACAAAAUGGAAAUUGAAAAACCAAUACAAUCACAAAAACAAUUUAAUAAUGAACCAUUAAUUACCAAUAGAGAUAACUUAAAUUAUAGCGAGAACGAAAGCAAUGAAGAAGAUGAUAGCAAUGUAGAAGAUGACGAUGACGAUGAACUAAUGAUUGACGAUGGUGGUAACGGUAUAAGCAUUGAACAACCAGAUACGACAUCAUUUAUUAAAAAAAGAAAAACAAAUACACUUAUUCUUCCAGACUCUGAUGAUGAAUCAACAACAGUACAAGGCAAUCAUCAACAACAACAAAAUGAAUAUCAAUCAUCAGAAUCAGGUGAAUCAAAGGAUAUCAAUAAGAAAAAUAUGAAAAUGAAAAUGAAACAACAAAAUCAACAACAUCAACAUCAACAACAACAACAAAAACAAAAACAACAACAAAAACAACAGCAAAAACAACAGCAACAACAAAAACAACAACAACAAAAACAACAAAAACCAAAAGCUAAAAGAGAAAGAGAAAGAGAAAAAGAAAGAGAUUUAGAUACAACAAAUUCAGAGAAAAAAGAAAAGAAAUUAAAAACCAAUCCAACCACUGUAAACUUUGAAGAAACCAUACUUUAUCAAGAUGUCGACUUUUCCAAAUCUAAAAACCUACCAGCAAUAUGCUCUUUUUACAAAAUUGGUAUGUGUAAAAAAGGAACAGAGUGUACCUUUCUUCAUGAAGGACCAGUUGAAAUACGUAAACCAACUGAACUAUGCAAAUUCUUUAAAACUGGAAAUUGUGUUAGAGGUGCAAACUGUACUUUUUCCCACGAUCUCACUAUGGAACCUUGUAAAUUUUAUAACUCUCCCUCUGGCUGCACCAACACUGAAUGUCAAUAUGGUCACCGUUUAAUUACACCACCUUUGAACCCAUCCACCUCCCCUGUGCAACUUUCAAACUCACCAGUACUUUUAUCAACGAAUUUAAAUAUUGACCAUCAACAACAGCAAUUACAACAACAGCAAUUACAACAACAAUCAAAUCCCAAAUUAUUUGGUGUUUCUUUUCAAAUAGAUAAUAAUAAUCAAUAUUUCCACCAACAAAACUCACCCCCACAAUUACCUAGCCAAUUGCCUCAACUUCCUCAAUAA